Messenger RNA from Microbotryum saponariae, 2898 nucleotides. Lineage: Eukaryota; Fungi; Basidiomycota; Microbotryomycetes; Microbotryales; Microbotryaceae. The record is from the annotation of a GenBank genome assembly.
AUGAUACUGGGUACUGACAUUCCUCUUUCUGCUCACUUGUUUGCACGACGCCACCCGCACUUUUCGAAAUCGACGCGUCGCACUCGGUCGCUCUCGCACUUUUCGUCCGUGCCCAACCUACGCCCACGCCUACGCCCACGCCUAUGCCCGCCCACCCCAACUCGCCUCCAUCCGCUCGCUCGCCGCCGUCCCCGUGUCGGCCCUUGUCUCACCAUCCGCUUGGCCUCGUCUUUCGUACCCGGGUCGCAACUCGAAACAGGCUCUCUUUCAGUCUCCGGUAAUUCCGGCGCCCCUCGAUCCGCCUACGUCCCUCCCCAUGCCAGGAGGUCCGCCCAAGCCACACCUGCGUAAGUGCCCGCGCCCGCCCGUUCACCGGUUUCUCCCUCUCCUUCGCGCCGAAAUCAACUUCGCAGGCCUGGGCCAGACGCGGCCUCAGCCUGGCGAUCCCGACGUCACCCAGCAAUCAAGCAUACCCCGCCCUGUUCCGACCAAGCACGGGUGCAUGACCUGAUCGACUUGGUUUGGUUGGGCCGGGGGUCGCUAUCGGGUUCACCAGGAAUUCUCCCGCGAUUGCCGACGGGCGUUCGCCACCCUCUCGCCGAACCUAGACCAGACGCGCUUGUAUUCGAAAGGCACCCGUUGAACAAGCCCUCGUGCCGCUCACAAAUCCCUGCAAACUGACCAUAUUGCUCCUCGCACUGCCCAACAGUCUUCCCCCCGCUGCUGCCCAGCAACCCGCUGCUGCCGCUGGCUGGGGCAACGCCAAUGCUCCCGCGUUCGUCCCGACCCGAGGAGCCGACUGGUCGACCCCAGCGCCCGCACCUCGCCAAGGUGGCGGAUGGUCCACCGGCGGCGGUGGUGGAGCCGGUGGAGGAUUCCACGGUGGCCACCAACGCAACGACGGCUUGGGCUCGUGGCAGAACGGCAAGCACAUCCCCGGUGCGGCCAACGCCCGCCUCGAGAAGGAGCUCUUUGGUGACGUCGGUGAUGUGAGCAAGCAACAGACCGGUAUCAACUUUGAUGCCUACGCCGACAUCCCCGUCGAGGCCACCGGUACCGAUGUGCCCGACCCCGUGACCGAGUUCACCUCGCCCCCCAUCGACCCUCAUCUGCUCGAGAACAUUAAGCUCGCGCACUACAAGACGCCGACGCCCGUGCAAAAGUACUCGGUGCCCAUCGUCGCCCAAGGUCGCGAUCUUAUGGCUUGCGCCCAGACCGGUUCCGGAAAGACGGGUGGAUUUUUGUUCCCCAUCUUGUCGGCCUCGUUCUCGCGUGGUCCCCGACCCAACCCCAUCGUCGAGCAGCAAGGCCGUGGUUACGGUCGCUCGCGCAAGUCGUUCCCUACGGCUUUGAUUCUUGCGCCCACGCGUGAGCUUGUCUCGCAGAUUCACGAUGAGGCUCGCAAGUUCGCGUACCGCUCGUGGGUCCGCCCUGCUGUCGUCUAUGGUGGUGCCGAUGUUGUAUCGCAGCUGCGCGCCAUGGACCAAGGUUGCGACUUGCUCUCCGCCACCCCCGGUCGUCUCGUUGACUUGAUCGAGCGCGGCCGCAUCUCGCUCGCCAACAUCCGCUACCUCGUCCUCGAUGAGGCUGAUCGCAUGUUGGACAUGGGUUUCGAACCCCAAAUCCGUCGCAUCGUCGAAGGCGAGGACAUGCCCGGCGUCAUGGACCGCCAAACGCUCAUGUUCUCUGCCACAUUCCCUCGCGACAUCCAGAUGCUCGCCCGUGACUUCCUCAAGGACUACAUCUUCUUGUCCGUCGGUCGAGUCGGUUCGACCUCGGAGAACAUUACCCAAAAGAUCGAGUACGUCGAGGACGAGGACAAGCGCUCCGUCUUGCUCGACAUCCUCCACGCUCUCCCUCCUGGAGGUUUGACCCUCAUCUUCGUCGAGACCAAGCGCAUGGCCGACUUGCUCGAGGGCUUCCUUGCCCAGCAGGGCUUCCCUUCGACCUCGAUCCACGGUGACCGUACCCAGCGCGAGCGAGAGUACGCUCUCGAGACGUUCCGCACCGGUCGCACGCCCGUCAUGGUCGCGACCGCCGUUGCCGCUCGUGGUCUCGAUAUCCCCAAUGUCACGCACGUCGUCAACUACGACUUGCCGACCGACAUUGACGACUACGUGCACCGAAUCGGUCGUACCGGUCGUGCCGGUAACACUGGGUCCGCGACCGCCUUCUUCAACCGUGGCAACAAGAACGUCGCUCGUCCCCUCAUCGAGCUCCUCCGUGAAGCCAAGCAAGAAGUUCCCGCUUGGCUCGAGGCUGUCGCGCUCGAAGGUGGCUUCGGCGGUGGAGGACGUGGUGGCGGACGUGGCCGAGGUGGCGCCCGCAGCGGUCCCACUCGUGAUGCUCGAGUCGGUGGAGGACGCUCUGCUGGUGGAUUCGGUGGAGGAUAUGGUGGCGGAGGAGGUGGAGGAGGAGGAGGCUACGGUGGAGGCUACGGCGGCAGCUACGGCGGCGCCCCUCGCCAAAUGGGCCCCGGUGCCUUUGCUGCUUCGUCCAACGGCGGCUCGUCCGCUUUCUGGAACUAAGCCAUUCGCUUGCGACUCUGUACAUCGUCCCUUGCGCUUGUCUGUUCAUUUUGUCCAUCGUCUUCGUCCAUCGCGCCCGAUCUCUCGACUUUCCGACCGCCUCUUUACACCCUUCUACAACCUCACGCCCACCUGAGCAAACUUUCCACACACCAUAAAACAAUUGCAUUCACACGUCAGCGACCAACAAACACGGAAAUUUCUCGACCCGAAGCCAAGGGGUCACCACCGGCGAAUUCUAUUAUUUACCCCUCCCAACACGCGGCUCAGCAUGCCCGACAACAACUCGCACUCUUUUGUACUAACGACCGAGGCCUUCGGCAACGAAAGGUCAACCAACACACGAUUACGGAAUCGAGUCCUUGAUUGA